Messenger RNA from Lodderomyces theae, 1215 nucleotides. Its product is annotated as dihydrofolate synthase. The coding region runs from base 1 to 1215 and encodes 404 amino acids. Gene Ontology annotation, cellular component: cytosol; mitochondrion; cytoplasm. Gene Ontology annotation, biological process: folic acid-containing compound biosynthetic process. Gene Ontology annotation, molecular function: tetrahydrofolylpolyglutamate synthase activity; dihydrofolate synthase activity; ATP binding. The record is from RefSeq and is a predicted model, not a curated record. NCBI's taxonomy places the organism in Eukaryota, Fungi, Ascomycota, Pichiomycetes, Serinales, Debaryomycetaceae. The transcript has a single exon.
AUGCCCAUAGACCUAGGGCUUUCGCGUGUUGCGAGACUAUUGUCGCACUUCAACAACCCUCAUUUGAAGUACAAGUCGAUACACGUCGCUGGUACAAAUGGAAAAGGAUCUACGUUAGCCUAUAUAUCAUCAAUUUUGACACAACAUCGACUACGCAAUGGAAAGUUUACAUCUCCCCAUAUGGUUGAAUUGAAUGACUGCAUAACAAUAGACAAUAAGACGUACCUGCGGUCCCAAUUUGAUUUGGUUAAUGAGAGUGUUUUAAGAGUGGAUAAAGAGUUGCAACUAAAAUGCACCGAGUUUGAGAUAUUGACCGUAACUGCAUUUAAAAUAUUUGAAUUGGAAAAGGUUGAGAUGGCGUUGAUUGAAGUAGGGGUUGGAGGGAGAUUGGAUGCGACAAAUGUGUUGGAACAAUUUAAAGGCGAAGGUGGUGUGGUGGCUACGGGAAUUACAAAAAUCGGAAUGGAUCACGAGGGCUUGUUAGGGGAUACAAUUGAACAAAUUGCACUCGAAAAAGCAGGUAUUUUGAAGCCGGGUAUUCCUUGCUUUGCCGAUGGACUGAAUCAAGAGUCAGUGUUGAAUGUAAUCAGAGACAAAGCCAAGUCUCUCGAUUGUGAGCUUGAGAUUGUAAAUCCCGAUAGAACUGACGUGGAAUUGCUACAGUUCAGCCCAUUACUUGGAGAGUAUCAACUAAACAACCUUGCAGUUGCUCUUCGUAUUAUUAAUUCGCUUCGGAAACACUACACAUUCACAAGAGAUCAAAUUAUUGCGGGAAUUAAAAACACAUACUGGCCGGGAAGGUUGGAAUCUAUCCAAGUCCCUGGCUUGGGAGAGGUACUAAUAGAUGGUGCACACAACGAAGAUGCAGCAGUAGCGCUUGGAAAGUACUUGAGGUCGGCAUUUCCAAACGGAAACAUAACAUUUAUUGUGGGAAUCACGAAAGGAAAAAAGUUGAACAACUUGCUAAAGCAUAUUCUUCGGAAGAAUGAUACUGUGAUACCAGCAUUGUUUUACCAGCCAGAACAGAUGCCGUGGAUAAAGUGCGAACUGGUGGAAAACAUUGCUGACGUAGCAAAAUCUUACUGUCAGGUGAAAAUUGUAUCCGAAUAUGCGUACGUCAGUGAUGUAUUUGAUUAUUUAAAGGAGAACAAAUGUGACAAGUCACCAGUGGUUGUUUGUGGAAGUUUGUACUUGUAUGCUGACACCGUCAGAUAG